This is a messenger RNA of Salarias fasciatus (jewelled blenny), 1064 nucleotides long. It is a transcript of the gene ebna1bp2, whose product is annotated as EBNA1 binding protein 2. Lineage: Eukaryota; Metazoa; Chordata; Actinopteri; Blenniiformes; Blenniidae. Gene Ontology annotation, cellular component: nuclear periphery; nucleolus; preribosome, large subunit precursor. Bases 121 to 1062 code for a protein of 313 amino acids. Gene Ontology annotation, biological process: ribosomal large subunit biogenesis; rRNA processing. The transcript has 9 exons. The record is from RefSeq and is a predicted model, not a curated record.
UUGUUGAGCGCACAUUUCCUGACGUCACUUCCUCCACAUGUGAGGGGACUCCACGCUUGUGAAGAGGAACUCAGCCCCAAACAGCGUCUAAUAUCAGAUUAAACCACAUUUUCCCGUCCUAUGACUGUAGAUAGCAGCGUGAUGGAGACUCUGGAAGAAGAGACGCUGCUCGGCGAGGACUCGGACGAGGAAAACAGCGAAUUGUCAGAUGGAGAGCUUCAAGAAGCGUUCGCAAAAGGUUUGUUAAAGCCUGGCAUGAACGUUGUGGCCGACGAAAACAAAAAGUACAUUAAUAAUGUGGAGGGGUUGAAGCAGUGCCUUGCUGACCUGCGUAAAGACCUUCCCUGGGUGGAGAGAUUGGAUAUGACCAACCCACCUGCAGAAAACAUCCUUUCCAAAGCCGACGGAAAAGAUCCAGCUGUGACAAAUGGAGAACUAAAUGCAGAUGAUGAUUUCCAAAGGGAGAUGUUCUUCUACCGCCAAGCUCAGGCCACAGUCCUGGAAGCUCUGCCCCUCCUGAAGCAGCACGAUAUCGCCACAAAGAGGCCUGAUGAUUACUUUGCGGAGAUGGCCAAGUCAGAUCAGCAAAUGCAAAAGAUCAGGAAAAAGCUACUCUCCAAGCAAAUGAUGCUAGAACGGUCAGAGAAGGCCAAGAAGCUGCGCGAACAACGCAAGUUUGGCAAAAAGGUUCAAAUAGAAGUGAUUCAGAAGAGACAGAAGGAGAAGAAGGCAAUGAUGUCUGCUGUCAAGAAAUACCAGAAAGGAAUGACCGACAAGCUGGACUUCUUGGAAGGAGAUAAAGGCAAAGCUGAUCCUGAAAAGUUGAAGAAAGCAAUCAAGAACAACCCGAGUGCUAAGAGAAAGUACAAGGAUCAGAGGUUUGGCUUUGGAGGCAAAAAAAGUGGAAAGAAGUGGAACACCAAAGAGAGCUACAAUGAUGUGUCCAGUUUCAAUGCCAAGGUGGCUCAUUCCAGACCUGGAGGGAAGAAGAAAGGCAAAGGAGGCAAACAGAAUAAACGUCCGGGCAAGGCGGCGCGCAAGAAGAUGAAGAGUCGCUCGUAAAA